Messenger RNA from Protopolystoma xenopodis, 489 nucleotides. NCBI's taxonomy places the organism in Eukaryota, Metazoa, Platyhelminthes, Monogenea, Polystomatidea, Polystomatidae. The record is from the annotation of a GenBank genome assembly.
GAUGAAAUUAGUGGGCGCUGCGACGAGACUGCUCAGCGCAUUGAUCAUGCAGACACUAAUGAACGAAAGAAACUGUGCUUCGCAGAUGCAAAGCAAAAGAUGGACACGAAGGAGCCCAAUUUGCCAGCCCUUGAGCAGUCUAGCAUCGAGGCUCGUGUGGCAGAGGCUCUUCUUGUUGGGCAGGAGAGCAGCGAACAAAUCUCUUCUUCCCAUGAAAGUACUGAGCAUAGCUCAAGACGGUUAAUUGCUUCUGCCACGAUUGAAGCUGUCGAUCGUGAUGGAGAGCAGGGCACUGCAGCAGCAGCCGAAGACUAUGAUAUCAGAGGAGAACAGUCAGAUUCGGGACAUCUGGACGAUAGUAGUUUGAAAAUCAAAGACGAUACCAGUGAAUGUAAUCCUCUCACCGUUGAGAAGAGACCGGUUGAUCAAAUUCCGAUAGUUCAAGGUGAUGAAGGAUUGGCAGUCGAAACUUCAAUCCAGUCUGGAUGA